UUCGUUACAUGUGAUUUGUGUCUGUAGUUAAAAACAAAUAAUAAAAACAUGAAAUUUAAUUUGUUCUUGUUGCUGGUCGCAAUUUCUUGCUAUUUUUCAAUCACCGAAGGGUAUGAUGUUUGCGAUGAACUGGAUCAUUUAAAAAAUGGUUUGAAUAUUAUUUCUGCUAAACCAGAAAAAAUUGUCGAUCUCGUUGCUAACACAGUUAAUAGCAGAGCUGAGGAGAAUAAUCACGAAAUCAUAAUGAAUAUAAUCGGACCGAUUGCGACGCUCGUCAAAAAUAUAAUUUUAGUAAUCGACCAACUCGUUACCUUCCAAUUCCCCAACGGAAGCAACUUCCACGAAAUUAUUCACGACGCGUUAAUUUUCGGUUUGAAUCUAUUCGUGGGUAAAAAUAAACUUGUUAUGGAAACCUGGACUAAAUUAGUUGAUAAAAUCUUCAUGGUCAUUGAACUUCUAUACAACCAUUAUAUGCCAUUAAUAUAUCGAGUAGCUAAACAAUUUUCCGUACAAUAAUAUGUAAAAACUGAAUAAAUUAAAUUUUUACUUCGACUAA
Messenger RNA from Diorhabda carinulata, 556 nucleotides. RefSeq lists its product as uncharacterized. Lineage: Eukaryota; Metazoa; Arthropoda; Insecta; Coleoptera; Chrysomelidae. Bases 49 to 516 code for a protein of 155 amino acids. The record is from RefSeq and is a predicted model, not a curated record. The transcript has 4 exons.